This is a messenger RNA of Coffea arabica (coffee), 779 nucleotides long. Its product is annotated as vesicle transport protein GOT1-like. Lineage: Eukaryota; Viridiplantae; Streptophyta; Magnoliopsida; Gentianales; Rubiaceae. The record is from RefSeq and is a predicted model, not a curated record. Gene Ontology annotation, biological process: endoplasmic reticulum to Golgi vesicle-mediated transport; retrograde transport, endosome to Golgi.
AUGGCGAACCCUGUUAACUAUAAAUUAACCAACAUUUCAAAAUUUUAACAAACCUCUCUUUGGAAGCAAAGGUUAAAACUUAAAACCUAGGAGCUUUGUUUUCGCUUUCAACACAAUUUUUAGCACCAGCAAGAUGGCUUAUGAAAUCAGUGAGCAAAAGAAGGUUGGCAUAGGUCUUGUUGGUUUUGGGAUCCUCUUCUCAUUUCUUGGCAUCAUUCUAUUUUUUGACAGGGGUUUGCUUGCUCUGGGAAAUAUAUUAUGGUUGGCAGGUGUUGCCCUUUUACUGGGUUGGCGGUCGACACUGCAACUUUUUACAGACAGAAGGAACUAUAAGGGAUCUGUUUCAUUUCUUCUUGGGAUGUUCCUCAUAUUUGUUCGUUGGCCAAUAGCUGGUAUAAUCACAGAAUUUUAUGGCUGCGUUUUUCUCUUUGGUGGAUUUUGGCCAUCUAUUAAGGUAUUUCUCUAUCAGAUUCCGCUACUUGGAUGGCUGCUGCAGUAUAUCCUACACUGAUUCUUGAUCGUCUAUGAAGGAGCUGAGUUGAAGGACAGAAAGACUUUAUCAAAUUUGGAGAAGCAAUCAAAGGACCUACUAACAAAGUGUUAAAGCAGAUGAUUUACGAUUUUUAUCUUCAGUUAAUGUUUGGAAUUAUGUAUUCUAAUGGCUGUCAAAUGUAAUUAUAAUGUCUUCAUUGUAAUUAUGUAUUCUAAAUGGAAUUAUGUAUUCUAGUUGUCUUCAUCCUACUACUUGUAGUUCCUUUUUCAUACGAAGUUUAUUGUUA